Messenger RNA from Colletotrichum karsti, 1281 nucleotides. Its product is annotated as mandelate racemase/muconate lactonizing enzyme domain-containing protein. The record is from RefSeq and is a predicted model, not a curated record. The transcript has 4 exons. The coding region runs from base 1 to 1281 and encodes 426 amino acids. Gene Ontology annotation, biological process: carbohydrate catabolic process. Gene Ontology annotation, molecular function: L-rhamnonate dehydratase activity; magnesium ion binding. NCBI's taxonomy places the organism in Eukaryota, Fungi, Ascomycota, Sordariomycetes, Glomerellales, Glomerellaceae.
AUGGCGUCUGUGAGGUCAUUCCCCUCCAUCAAGGAGAUUAGGACGUUUGUCAUCGGCGGCGUCGGCUCCGGCGGCGACUACCACAAUGUCAAGGGUGGCCACUGGCUGAUUGACAGCCCCAUUUCCACGCCCUGCUCGCGAUGGGAGCAGUACCGCAACUCCAGAACGAGCUGGGGCAUCAACGUCCUGGGUUCUUUCUUGGUCGAAAUUGAGUCUUCAGACGGCACCGUCGGCAUUGCCACGGGCUUCGGAGGACCCCCGGCCUGCUGGCUCGUCCACCAGCACUUCGAGCGUUUCCUCCUCGGCGCCGACCCCCGCAACACAAACCUCAUCUUCGAGCAGAUGUACCGAGGCUCCAUGUUCUACGGUCGCAAGGGUCUCCCCCUCGCCGUCAUCUCCGUCAUCGACCUCGCCAUCUGGGAUCUCCUCGGCAAGCUGCGCAACGAGCCCGUCUACAGGCUGAUCGGCGGCGCCACCAAGGAGCGCCUCAACUUCUACUGCACCGGCCCCGAGCCCGUGGCGGCCAAGGAGAUGGGCUUCUGGGGCGGCAAGGUGCCCCUCCCCUACUGCCCGGACGAGGGCCACGCGGGCCUGAGGAAGAACGUCGAGUUCCUCCGCAAGCACCGCGAGGCCGUCGGCCCGGACUUCCCCAUCAUGGUGGACUGCUACAUGAGCCUGAACGUGCCGUACACGAUCGAGAUCGCCGAGGCGUGCAAGGACCUCAACAUCAACUGGUGGGAGGAGUGCCUGUCCCCGGACGACACGGACGGCUUCGAGCAGAUCAAGCGGGCGCACCCGACCAUCAAGUUCACGACGGGCGAGCACGAGUACUCGCGCUUCGGGUUCCGCAAGCUCAUCGAGGGCCGCAACCUCGACAUCAUCCAGCCCGACGUCAUGUGGCUCGGCGGCCUGACGGAGCUGCUCAAGGUGUCGGCCAUGGCGGCCGCCUACGACAUACCCGUGGUGCCCCACGCCAGCGGUCCCUACAGCUACCACUUCGUCAUCUCGCAGCCCAACACGCCCUUCCAGGAGUACCUCGCCAACUCCCCCGACGGCAAGAGCGUCCUCCCCGUGUUCGGCGACCUGUUCCUGGACGAGCCCAUCCCGACCAAGGGAUACCUCACGACCGCGGACCUGGACAAGCCCGGUUUCGGACUGACGCUCAACCCGGCCGUGAGGUCUAAGCUGAUCCCCGGCAAGGCGCUGCUGAGCACCAACAUUGAGAGGCCCUUGAAGACGGCGGAAGAGCAGGCGGCGGCGAACGGCACGAACGGCGCUUGA